GCUCCAAAACAGGGGUCCCGAUGAAGCACUUCAGCGUGAUGUCAGGGCUAAGCCCUCCCUCCUGUCUUCAUACAAGGUUGAGAGGAGCUCCAAAGAGAGGAUCCAGGCUCACUGAAUCCAAAAGACUUCCACAAGACCCAUCCAUCAGCAUCCUGAUCUCAGGCUUUACACGACUAGAUCAAUACUGGAGACAAACAUGGAUGCAUCACUAAGCAGCAAAGAACUGGCCUCUAUUGAGGAUGAAGAGGUGCUCAAUAAGAUGCUGGACACUGCAACAGAUUUUGAGGAGAGGCGGAUGAUUCGUGCUGCACUGAGAGACCUUCUCAAGAAAAAGAGAGAAAAACGUGAGCAAGAACGAGGGUCAAGGCAGCAGGACCUGAGGCAGCAGGGCCUGGGCAAAGCUGGAGCUGGUACAGCUUCCAUGAACCAGCAGCCAACAACACACAUGUCAACUACCCAGCAGUCUCCAUCUUCCUCCACUUCCUGCAGCAAGACCUCAGGCAGCAGGGCCAGCACUGCUGCAGCCUCAUCCCAGAAAUGUCCUUCUGCAGCGCCCAAUGCCAAAAAUGUCAAACAGAUGCUUCUGGACUGGUGCAGGGCCAAAACAGAGCCAUAUGAGGGAGUGGACAUUCAGAACUUCUCCUCCAGCUGGAAAGAUGGCAUAGCGUUCUGCGCUCUGGUGCACCGAUUCUUCCCUGAUGCAUUUGAAUACUCCAUCCUCAACCCUAACAAACCCAGGGACAACUUCCAGCUGGCUUUCAGCACUGCAGAGAAGAUGGCAGGAUGCCCCCCUCUGCUGGAUGCUGAUGAUUUGGUCCGGAUGCAAGAGCCUGAUUGGAAAUGCGUGUACACAUACAUCCAGGAGUUUUACCGCUGCCUCGUUGAAAAAGGUCUGGUUAAAACCAAAAAGAGGCCAUAGACUGCAGCAAAUCCAGAAUUCAGAAAUGUUUGGAUUCCCCCCAACAUGAUUUCAAGCACUUUCAUGAGCGGAAGUUCAAAAGAUGUCAUGCAAAAUUUAAAUUUAGUAUAUGAAUAAAGACAUGUAUGCUCUUUGAUGUC
Messenger RNA from Oryzias latipes (Japanese medaka), 1059 nucleotides. RefSeq names its product smoothelin a (gene smtna). Gene Ontology annotation, molecular function: protein binding. The record is from RefSeq and is a predicted model, not a curated record. NCBI's taxonomy places the organism in Eukaryota, Metazoa, Chordata, Actinopteri, Beloniformes, Adrianichthyidae.